CUAGCGCCAAAGAGAGCCGAGGCGGCGAUACCGCGCGGCGCUGCAGCCAAAUGAGAAUCAGUCCAGCGUUGGUCGCCGGCGAGGGCGCAUCUGACAUUCCUGUGACAAAAGAUACGAACGGGGACACUUGAGGACAUUGGAGAAACGGUGGAACAUCCGCGAUAACCAUCGAUCUUGAACGGAUCAGAAGGAUGUUAACCGUGGUAGUAGUAGCGUCACGGUGCUGACAGUCAGACGCGCUCUGGGAAUCGGCGGGGUUCGGACGGCGCGGAAUAACUCGGAUCGGAAGUCGGUCGAAUGAGCUGGCUCACCGACAGACGACGACGACGACGACGACGACGACGCGUCUGUGAGCCGUGCAAGUAAUUUUCGUGUACAUACUCGCAACUACUCGCUAUUCCGUGUGCGGGUCUGUUGUUUCUGAUCCAGCGGAAUACGAAUCGGAGCAAGUCGUGCGCAUAUCAGGGUGGGAGGCAGAGAGCUAGAAACGCGAGCACACAGGGAAAAUAGAGAGUUGUGUGAAAUUGGGCCGAGAGUACGAGUACAGCAAGAGUAGAUAAAAGAGAAGAAGAGAAAUGUCCUCGAUGCCCAACGAUGCCGCACCAAGGCACAACCGAGCUGCUGAAGCUUAGUGCGUGCGAGGUAUACACGCAGGGACACGCUGCAGGUCCACUGAGGCUGUCACGUGCCCCUGAUAGAACGAAAACGAUGCCAUUGCCGUGUUCAAGGCACGUAAAUUCAGGUGGACCCUCGGAAGACUGAAGACCUCAGGCUCGGGUGGAAAGUUUGCACGAAAACGUAAGAAAUCUCACAGUGCCUACGGAAUCCAGCUGGUCCGUUCCUGUUCGACGCGUUUGCAGCCACGUGCGAGGACAACCGAAUAGUGAAGAGGUGGAGGAGCCGGAGAAGAAGCCGGUGGUGGCGGAGGUGGUGGUGAUCGAGGAAGGAGCGAACUGCUCCGGUUCCUCAAUCGUGCAAACAUGAGACGUUGGACUCUCAUGGCGGCUAUAGCCCUGGCUGCAUCGGGGCUGGUAAACGGUGGUUCUCACGAGAAACGGCUGCUAAGCGACCUGCUGGAUACAUACAACGUGCUGGAGCGUCCGGUUGGCAAUGAGUCCGAGCCCCUCGUGUUGAGCUUUGGCCUUACACUAAUGCAAAUAAUCGACGUUGACGAGAAGAACCAAUUGCUCAUCACGAACCUCUGGUUGAAAUUGGAAUGGAACGAUGUGAACAUGAGAUGGAAUACGUCGGAUUACGGGGGAGUGAGAGACCUCAGGAUUCCACCACAUAGACUUUGGAAGCCUGACGUUCUCAUGUAUAACAGCGCGGACGAAGGCUUCGACGGCACUUAUCCGACGAACGUCGUCGUGAAGAACAAUGGGACCUGCUUAUACGUACCGCCCGGCAUAUUCAAAAGCACUUGCAAGAUAGACAUUACAUGGUUCCCCUUUGAUGAUCAGCGCUGCGAGAUGAAAUUCGGCUCCUGGACGUACGACGGUUUUCAGUUGGAUCUGCAACUGCAAGACGAGAGCGGAGGUGACAUCAGCAGUUUCAUCACUAACGGCGAGUGGGAUCUGUUAGGAGUACCUGGUAAAAGGAACGAAAUUUAUUACAAUUGCUGCCCAGAACCGUAUAUAGAUAUAACGUUCGUGGUUAUCAUCAGAAGGCGGACUCUUUACUAUUUCUUCAACCUCAUCGUGCCGUGUGUUCUGAUUGCCAGCAUGGCCGUUCUAGGAUUCACCUUGCCACCCGAUUCCGGCGAGAAACUUUCUCUAGGGGUAACCAUUCUCUUGUCCCUCACUGUGUUCUUGAAUAUGGUGGCCGAGACAAUGCCAGCGACUUCGGACGCCGUGCCUCUGCUGGGAACAUACUUCAACUGUAUUAUGUUUAUGGUGGCCAGCAGUGUAGUCAGCACCAUUCUUAUUUUAAAUUAUCAUCACCGGAACUCUGACACUCAUGAAAUGUCUGAAUGGGUGAAAGUGGUAUUCCUUUAUUGGCUGCCUUGUAUACUUCGUAUGUCACGACCUAGUGAUAAAGAAGAGAGGGAGGCACAAAAGUCUCAGAAACCGUCUCCAGUCACCGGUAAUUUAGUGACACGAAAAAGCAUCGACACAAGUGCUGGCAAGAGUCACGGCGAUCUGGAGCUUCGUCAGAGGAGCAGCAAAUCCCUCCUAGCGAAUGUUCUGGAUCUCGAGGACAAUGCCCUGGCGUCCCAUAAUAAUCUCCUGAAUAACGUGUACAGUACCCCUGGCCCUCACCAUCACACGAUGGGCCAUGGGCACAGUCACAUUCACACGACGCCCCAUCAUCAUCAUAGCCACGCUGCAACGCCGCAUCAUCAACACUCAACGCCACUGGCACACUCCUCUUAUCCGGGGGCGAUUCAGAUCGGUCACACGCCGCAUCAUCAUCCACAUCCGCCAGAUACACCAGGUCCUCAGGUCGAAACAAUACUUCAAAACGCGUGUUUCUGUGCCCGAAACGAGCUCAUUAUGAUCCUCAAAGAAAUUAAGAUAAUCACGGAUCAACUGAAGAACGAGGAGUUGAACACCAAGGUGACGAACGACUGGAAGUUCGCGGCGAUGGUGAUCGACAGAAUGUGCCUAAUCAUUUUUACUCUGUUCACCAUCAUCGCAACCAUCACCGUCCUACUGUCGGCGCCGCACAUCAUCGUCACGUGAUUUAGAAAAGUACAGAUAGCCGACUACACGUUGGCGGUCGACGAGGAUCGUGCGUUGCGCAUCGGUGCGGACGGCGAGGAACGCGAACAUGACGACGGUGACGACGACGACGAUGACGACGACAACGACGACAAUGACGAUGAUGACUACCACGAUCUGGUCCAUGCUAGGAUUACGCGAACAACGUUUACAACGAUGUUUCUCCUACGCUUGGUUGUCCAGCUGAUUGGAAGUCGAGCCUCAGAGUCAUGUGUUACGCCCCGCUUUGGGUGAUCCGCACUGUUCAUAGGAAGAAAAUGAUACGAGGACACUAGGCUCUCUGUAUUAUUUACGAUAUAUAUAUAUAUGCAUACGUAAAAAGAGAUACUUAUAUGUAUACAUAUAUAUAUCUUUAUGUAGUUAAUUCGAAGAGGACGCCUUAGAGAGACACGUUGAAAAUGCGCCUACAUAGGCGCGUUAAAGGAACACUGACACGCGCGCGCGCGCUCACACCUACAUGCACACACGAUCGCAUACAAACAUGCCGGCCACGCCGAGGUAUGUGCAUCUCUGGCAUUUGUUGUGCCGCGAUAGGGAUGGAACGCGAACGAUCGCGAGCCUCGAGUUCCCUUCAGUUCGAGCUGACGCAAUUUUUUGCGGAAAAUUGGAUAUAUGCAACAUGCUGACGCUGGACUGACUAGUGAAGCGAAAGUAGUUACAUCUUCCACAUAUUUUUUCUUCGUUGCAUAAUUUCUAUCAAAAUCAUCCAAUUUCAGGUUUAUCAAACAAAUAUAUUUAAGUUUUCGAAUGUUGGAAAUUGUAAUUCUCUUCUUAAUCGCAGUGUUAAUUUUAAUCCGAUAUCUGGUAGCUGGGAAAUAUUACGUUUUAUUCGUUUUCAUGGAUAUUACUUUUCCUUGCAUUCUUGCGAUAGCGAGAAUAGAGAAAAAUAUCUUUGUUAUUGUUGUUCUUAUUGUUAAGUUAUCUUAAAGUGUCGCUUUUGAGUAAGACAACUUGCUAUCUAUUUAACCACGUUGUGGAAAGUAUUUUAUUCUUUGAAAACUAUUUCGCUGAAGUGGCGUGACGAAUAGUUUGACUAAAAUUUUAACGAAAACAUUCGGUUUUGAAACACGCUUCAGUAAUCGUUGCACGGGAUGCAAAUAAAUCUGCGUACACGCGUGUGAAACACGAACACGCAUACACGUACACGCACAUAUACACGCAUACACACGCAAGAGACAGAACAUAGAAACAAAGAGCACCGAGAACCGUCGAAGGGUUUAAAUUUGUUAAGGAAUAAAUCGAGUUGACCGGUACGGUCCACGAUUACGAAACGUUUUUUCGUUCGAUUCUCGUACGACCGUACCAGCCAGAGGAUCUCAUAAAAAACGAGAGAGAAAUAGAGAGAGAGAGGAAAGAGAGAUAUACAAACAAAAAAGAGAGAAGCUGAAGAAGGGUACACCGCUCCUUUUAUUGUGCUUAAAAGAGAGAAGAAGGUAGAGAGAAAUAAAAAAAACAGAAUGGAAACAGACGAAAAAGAACACACGAUUAAGAGCAAAGCGCACACGUUAAUAUUCUGAAAAACUGAAAAAGCAACAAAAAAAAGCAAAAAAAAGAGAAUAAUAAGUAAAAAUAAUAACUACACACAAUGAACUGCCAAAAUGUUUCAAAACAAUGCCAGUGAAUUUUAUUAUCCGUAUCACUAGUAAGUAAAAUCGACGACAACUUAAAUAAAAUGGGGGAUUUAUACUACGAUUAUAAGAUGGCGUGCGACAGCGCGGCGUUUAAAACAAAAGAAAAAAAAAUAAAAUACUGUUCUUUGUUAGCUCGUAAGAGAAAUCCGGCGUAAGCAAGCGGAAACAGUGAGAGAGAAAGAGAGAGAGAGAAAGAAAGAAAGAAAGAUAGAAAGAAAGAGAGAGAGAAAGAAAGAAAGAAAGGGAGAGAGAGAGAGAGAGCGAGAGAGAAAGAAAGAAAGAGGGAGAGGGAGGAGAGAGGGAGAGAAAGAGUGACGACGCGGAUAUAUGAAUGACUUCAGAUGAAAUGAUGACGAUGAUAACGAUUGACUUAGCGCAGCAUCUUUCUUCAUUUUCACACGUUUUUUCCCUUCUAUCGGCGGACAUCGUUUGUUGUUGUCCCUCUGUACACGCUUGUACAAGCGCACACACGGUACAUACUCUCUCUCACACACCACCAACACGUACAUAGACACUACGCACUCCGUUGCGUUGAAUUUCACACACGUUACACACCCGCUCCACAAAUGUCUCACACUUACGUUAACACAAGACGGACAUGCGUACACAAGCAAAAACUUUUUCAAUCUAACGUUCUAGGGAGUCAGGCUUUCGCAUCCUCGAGAUUCUCGCGUGACUCCCGGCGAACUCGACGUUCGCUAUCUAGGUAACGAGGCGUCUAUCUAUCACAAUCGGAUCCGAGAUUCGCAACGCGAUUCAAAGCAACUCGAAGCUGUUAGUGUAUAUUUACUUUUUUAAGUCGAGUCGCCUUCGAACGAUGCGAAUCUCGAAGAUCCUCGAUGGACGAGCGACCGUGUGGUUUCCUUUCGAAUAUUCCCGAACGCAGUCCGGUUCUGGGUACUUUCCCUUCGUUCUUCGAACCAGCAACCGACUCGAUUCUAUGCUAUUCGACUGUACGCGAAACUGAAUAUCAAGAUCUCGAGCGAUCGCACAAGUCUGAUUCUUGAAUAAUCUCUUGCUAUUCGACCGCACGCUACUCACCCUAAAUGGCCAAACCAUUUGCAGUUCGUCUGUGAAAGUACCCACGUCGGAUUAUCCGUCAACGGGCGCACAGCAGUUCCGAUUGAUUUUUGCUGUUUGUCGCUGCAAAAUGGGAUCCCUUUCCUACAAAAGUAUAUUGCAAGAACUUAUGAGAGAUCGAUAGUUAUGAAAAGAGUUGAAAAAUUGUUAUUCAAUGCGUAUCGAAAUUUACGAAUAAAUAAGAAAAAAUUGUUUUCAAGAACGAUUACUCUCGCUGCAUUGGUAUCCGCAUUAAUUAGGAAUUGCAUCGUGCUGAAUGAUAUUUUUUAUCGAACGUCGCGCUUCGUUUAGUUUCAUAGUGAAUAUUUGUUUCGACGAUAAGGUAACAAAAUCAUUUCGCCAGGCUUGACGUAUUUUCGAAUCUACUCGAAUCGAAGCUACUGUAGUAGAUAAGUUGUAACGUGUACUACACGCGAUCGUCGUUCUUCUGGUAGUGUCUCGUCGAAUUUUCUGUCGACCACGAGUCGGGAAGCAGGAAACAUUUUAGUCAAUAUAUAAGAAUGCUCAGUAUUUAAUACGAUAUUCCAUUUACUAUUUUGACUCGUGACCAGACUCGAGAUUCGAGACUCGUAGAUGCUCGAACGAAUCGACGUCGCCGGGAAAUAGCAUUUCCUUUUCGAGCUGUAAGAGUCACCAUAUUUUUCGAGCAACGUUAGAUUUCAUGCUGUACAUACUUCGUUAAUUUCAAUAACUCGACGGUUUUGUUUCACUUCGACUCGUUUCAGGAUCAGCUUACAUUGGAACAACGUGGUGCCAUAGUUUUGUUAUAUGUGUAACAAACUUUUUUAUUUAUUACAGUUUAAUAAAACCUCGUUACAGUUUGUUUUAUGUAAUAACAAUUUGAAUAUUCCAUGUUUUGUGCAACCUACUUUAAAUAUUUAAGAAUAAUUCUCCUAAAUGUAUUAAGUAAUGAAUGUUUAAAAGUUAGUUUUAUUAUUUCCUGAAAUUAUACAAAUCGACGUUAUUCCAAUGUGAUAAAAGUUCAAUUAGCGCAUUAUCUACAUUUAACUAACCCGCGCAUAUACCUAAAUUUCCACGAUCUCGAGUGAUCAUCUCGAUUAAAAACAAUGCAUACGAGAAGGAUAUCUUUAGACGUAGGAAAUUAAUCCUAACAUUCUUCAGUGUUUAAUACGAGCACGAAGCACGAUACAGAACCAAAUCUUAGCUCCCUUAGAACCGAAUAAUUUAUUCCUCUCGCGAAAGAAUAAAACUGAAAAAACGAACGCUCAAAAAUGCAAAAAAUAGAAUUAAAAAAACAAAAAUAAGCAAACGCAAUCUUGUAGACUGUGUUAAAUAAACAAAAACUGGAGAAAUACUCGACAACUAACAUAGACUAACAUAGAAGAAGCUUGUCAACGCAACUAGAAGAAAAGAAACAUCGGAAUCUCGUUAACGGAUAGUCUCGCAGGCGGGUUUGUUAAACAUAUAAUAAAACGAAAACAAGAAAAAAAAACUAUAGUACGUUUUGGCCAUUGGCAUUGACGCGACAACCAAUCACGUUAUCUUUUAAAUACUAUUAUAAUGGUUACAAAAUAAUAAUUAAAAAAAAAAAACGUUGUUAACGAUGUUAAAGGAACGAUUUAAAAUGAAAAAAAAUAAUAGUACGUAGAGGAUAUAAACUAUAAUUGAUAAUGCCUCGAUUGGUGGAAUAACCAUUCUCGAUCUUUAAAUCAGCUAACUAAUUAAACUUAUGAAUUAAAUUUAAAGCACUUAAUGGUUCGCGCCGGAAGGUUUUGUUAGAAUACAGUACUAAGUAGGGAAGACAAAAAAAUAUUUAAAAAAAAAAAUACGGUUAUCUCAAGUGAGUGUCAUUAGGGAAGCAAAAGAAUCGCGGAAAAGAUAUUAACAAAGAUAGUUCGGCAUGCCACAGUGUCGAGUCAAGUAAAAAAUGAAACGAAAUAAAAAAAAAGGAAAAAGGAAACGUAAUAACAUUAAUACGAUGAAUUAUGCGUUUAAAUGUCACGGUUUCAAUGACUUCGUUUCGCGAUGGAAUCUUUUUUGAACGUGUUUCCUUCUUCCCAGCGACAGCUGCAAAAUCAAGGAUAGCCAAUCGCGAAACGAAACGACUCUCCGUGGUUGUUAGUUCUUGGUUCUUUUCCGCAAACACGUUUGCUGUAGUUCAAGUUGGUGGAAAGAGUCGCAUGGCGACGAUUUAUUGUUAAAGCGCGACCGAUUCGAGCCCUUCGUUAGCCAAUUUGAAUUUUCAAGCAACUUUCAAGAAAUACCUGCAAUGGAUGUAACACUAUUGAUUUUUGGAUUAUUUGAUUCACAAGAUGUAAGAGCUUUCAGAAGUAGAUAAUAUUAAACUAUGCUUCGAAAUAUGACAAGCUUAUUCCUGUAGCUUCUGUUACGCCAUGUAAAAGUAUCAUGAAGUACGCGAAUAUGUAAUAAGCAAAAUCAGAGUUACCAUACUAUUGUUAUUUAAUUACAGCAGAUAACGAUGUCUAUCGAAAUUUUGAUCAACGGGACAAUUUCCAUGGUGUAAUGUGAUUGAAGCUGCUAUUGGCAAACUGUGAAGGAAGAGCAUUAUACGUUUUACAAUUAUAAUUAUAAUUCGUUUCACGAGAGUUAAUAUCGGUUUAUGCGUGGAUGUACACCUUUUAUAGAAUACUGUAAAGUGUCCCAUAAAAACCGGUUGCAAAUGAAGCAAUUAGGUGCACGAUAUGUGUUCGAUAAAUUAAUGAAAUUGGCCUGCGAACGGCUCAGAUUUGUUGCAUGUCGCGACGGUGGCGUUGAACGACGCUCCCAUUUUAAUCGUAUUUAAACGCGUUAACGUUAAGCGAGCAAACACUAAUUGUUAACGGAGAAUUAACAUCCAGCCUAUUGAUAUUACUUAUUAUUGAUUAGUUCUUACGCGAGCGUGAAAAAAAUAAUCAUAAUAAUAAAACUAUUCGGGAAUAUAAUCGUACAACGCACACGCCGAAUUUUUCGCGUGCUACGAAAUCUCAGUUGGAUUAUUCAACGGGUGACUUGUUGUUGCAAAAGAAGGGAGAAAAUAAUGCAUAGAAUUGCAGUGAAAGAAGGAGACACAACGCAGCCCGUAUUUAAAAGAAGAAGUUCCAACGUUCUAGCGAAGAGAAAUAAAAUAAAAUAAGAAGUAAAGGCGAUAAGCUGUUCGAUAAUUAAGAAAUUAUAUACUCGUUCUGUGAAAAAAUUUACUUGUUCUCACAUAUCGAAGUCAAGUUGGAAUUCGAAACAAGUUGCUCACUGAACAAAAAAAAAAAAAAAAAAAAUAAUGAUUUAAAGAUAUAAAUGUUAAACGAGGAAAAUAAAAGGUGAGGAUGAAAAAUAACGAAGAAAAGUAUAAACUAAAUUCGUUGCUCACGAAUGCUCAUUUAUUGUUUUUAUCCAACGCGGUUCCAGUGUUGACGAGAUAUCGUAAACCAGCCGCUUAGUGAGAAUAAUUAAUGUUCGAGUGUACUACUUUCAACUAUCACGCUCAACGUUCAAGCAUUUAAGCUGUUCACGAGAUUCAGGGUCUUAGAGAUUAAUUAGACAAAACGGUAGAAAAAUUGUCGAGACGUUCGUAAAAACUAAAACAGAAGAAAUGGAAACACUAAUUCAUAAAUUACAAGAAAAGGAUGAAACAGUGGUAGAAAUAAAUAAACGCGCAGACACCGGGAAAAGGGAGUGUUCUCUUUCACAUUUCGGGGAUCUUUUCGUUUGAUCGUUUUGUUCCGGGGGAAAUAAACGUUACACGUUGUAUUUACGUACUACGUAACAUGUAUCGAUGAGAAAAGCAUAGAGUAUCGAUAUUAAUCUAUAAUUGAACUAAUCAAACCGACGAGCGAAGAAAAUAAACGAUAAAAAUAGGAAAGAGAAAAAUGAUAUUUAAAUUCAAGCGGACUGUGACGACCCAUUCGUUCUUUUUCUCUUUUUGUAACAAUCGUAUCGAUGAUUACGCUGGUGCGAUAGGGUGAUUUUAAUUGCACGUGCUGCAAAAAUAUUUCCACCUUCUUGAACUCUGUGAAAGAAAACGAGACGCGAGAGCUUCUUUUCGAAAGAUUGCUGCGUUUGCUGCGUGAUAUAUUUUUAUCACGCAGCAAACGUCGCACGACAGUGACACAAAAGUAGCUUUCUUGUGCGUGAUCGAACGAUAUCACGGCUAUAAAACAGAGGCUCGUCGUGCUUUUUGAAAAAUCGCUUUCAAAGCGAAAUAGAGUCCGAUCUAAAGACUCGAUCAUCGUUUGAAAUUCUGACGAGCAUUUCUCCGUUCGAAGUAAUAUUUUCUUUUAUCUUUACCUAGCAGCUCGACUACGGGUAACGGUUGCAAGUUUUCUUUGAGCGAAACUUCCGAAUUAGAACAAAAUUUUUCUUCCAGUUUAUUCUCGAUCCCCUUUACAAGGAAAUUUCUCUUUGCCGAGUUUUUCGAUAGAAAUUAUUCUUCAAAAGUUUUCUCGUAGAGCGAGACGUCAGCUUUUUCAUGGAGCGAUCGAAUUUUCCUUUCAAGAAAAGUUAACAAGCAUACCUUGGACGAUUUACACGGAAUAGAAUAUUUGACAUAGUUGUAUUAUAUUUGAAACGUGAUUUUUAAAACAGUGACGCCCUCGAACGUCUAAAAGUAGCAGCCUACCAUCGGGACAUAAUAAGAUUUUUGUUUAAAAACGAAUCGAGGAGAAAAGACGGAAAAGUAAGCGGAAAUAAGGGAGGGAAAGGGUUAAAAGAGGGAAACGGACGAAACGAAGAAGCGGAAUUUACAGAAAAAUAACGCAACUUGCGCCUUUGAUAAAAAAAAAACAAGAAUACAUAUAUGUAUUAAACUCAGCUUGUCACACGCGGGGUUAUCAUUAUAAACUAUUAAUCUUAUAAUAAUUAAAAUUAGUAAUAACGGUAAAAUCACGAAGGAGGAGAGAAACAAUGAUAAUAUUAAUAAUAAAAUUAGUGCUAAUGAUAUUAAUACUGAUAACAAUAAUAAUUAUAAUAAAUAAAUAAUAGCGUAACGGUAACGUAUUAAUUAUUAAUUCUCCGCCUGUGCGAAAUGUUGAAAAUUUUUCUUUCUACGACGUUAUUAAUCUAUGACUAAGGUGACUUCUAUGAAGAAUCGUUUCCAAUAACGAAUAAAGAAAAAAAAGGGAAAUAUUAUAUGGUUAAUAAGAAAUUUAAAGAAAAUAAAAAAAUGCAUUAUAAAGGUUGGUACGCUAUUAGGAUCGUAGUAGCGCAUAUGUACAGGGUGAUACGAUUAAAAUGUAUUUGGACAUCGAUAUGGCGUACGAUUUUUCGAGUGUUCUAUUCGAGUAAAUGUGAACGAUACUGUUAAAAAAGAAAGAAAGAAAUAUCUCGAAAUAGGAACGAGAUCGAGAACGUAGAAUCGAUUAUGAAACGAUUAAAUUUAGAAAGGGGCUAAUGUGUCGAUGAAGCUCUUAAUCAUACGCGAUUUUGUACUGGCCAUUCAAAUAACAAAUAACAAAGUAUACAGAUGAUUAAAUUUUAGAUAAAAUCCUGUGCAGUUUCAAGAUGAAAUUUUAUUUUUCAAUAUAGUUCUAUCGAAUUAUUCUGGAUGAUGCGAAAUUUGAAUUUCAUGUAGAAAGAAUCGAUUUAUAGAUUACUUUGAGAUUAAAGAGGGCUCGUAAGAGUUCAGCCUCCUUCCUGUAAGAGUCAAAUGUAUUCCUCCGUCAACGUUGCCUUAACUCAAAAAAUAUCCUCGAAAGAUUAACCCAUUGUCUGAAAGAAACACUCUCUGCUGAACAAUGGCUCGAUUACCUUCAACGCUCGAAACGUCAGACAUCGAACGCAAGAUCGUCGACAAGUAGCCCCUUUCGAUCGUCCUACGACGUAGAAUCCAUCAUGGAAAAUAAAGAAAGAGAAAAAAAAACAAACAAAGAAAUAAAGGAAAUAAAAAUCGAAAGAAAGCAAGAUUCAUCGACCAUGUCAGGUCUUCGAAACUUUCUCCUACACUUUGUAAUCUUUUACUCGACUCGUAAUUCAAUCCAAGCAUUUUAAGGAACUUAUUAAGGUAACCGGUUAGAAAUAAAACAAAUAAGAUUGCUCACCGAGACACCGUGUCGUUUAAGUGUCACAAAGACAAUCCCCUCGGAACUUAAAAGCGAACGACGAAAAUUGUUGAGAUGUUUGUUGAAAAAAACGAACAUUUUUCUUCUCUCUCGAUGUAUGAUAUACUACCUCUACUAACACUACGCGAGAUAUCGAUAACUGUUUCUAGGUGAAAUUAAAUCGAUCUUAAUCGUUGCGAACGGUAUAACACCGAUUUACAUAGCCAAGAUAAAAAGAGAAAAAAAUAAAAAACGACUGUAGCCUGACGUAAUUUUAACGUGUAAGGUCUAUUAUACUUAUAGCACGUCAAAGUCUUCCGCAGUUAGUCUCCAAACAAGUAGUUACAAGACACACGGAAAAAUGAAGACGCAAAAACACACCAGAUGAAUUUCUUUUCCAUAUUCUUUCCCCUCCUUUCUCUAUCUUUUUUUUUUCACUACUGACGUUCACCCGUUGUUCCUCGUCUUAAAAAGCUCUGGUGAUAUAUGUAUAUUUGCUGAACGAACGCUUCUCUGAUUAACUGUUCGAAGAAACGCAAGUCCCCUUGAACGAUUAUACGGAGUCCAGGGUUUUAUUGAUCGGCUGAUUGAUGUUUAAUUAUGGGAACUUAGUAGGGAACGUUUCUCUCACGGAAAAGUAGCGAUCGUGUCACGUUCCUUGUCUUCAAGCACGAAACUGUGAAAGUACUGUGAUCGAUGGAGAAUCAAAAUUGUAUUUGUCAAGUUUAAGAGAUGCUUGCGUUCAUCAUGUGAUUCGUUUUUGUAGUGGAUACUGAGAAUAAGGAAAAAUGAAAAGUUGAACACGAGAAAGAAACGUGAAAGGAAGAAGAAAGCGAAGAAUCAGACUUUAUCGAGCCGUUAACGAGACGCGAACGAAGCGCGAGAAUUUUUCUUGUAACAUAAAUUGUGAAAUGCGCUUUAUUAUUGUAGGUCCCUAAACGCUGGAAGGUAGGUAGAAACGCUUAGAAAUUACGAGCGCUCGAGCAAAGUUGGAGAAAACAUUACGGAAUGUUUCAGCGAAGAAAAGUGUGUAUAUUACGCUUUGUAAUUAGUAAACAAAUUUUUUCCGACGUUUAUCGCGCGUUGCACGAAGACACUCGAAAGAUCGACGACCCUUUGUCCCAUUUUACUAGAUCGCUCUUUAUACGCAUAAAGUAUACAGCAGGUCAGCCGAAAUGAAGUAUAAACGAAGAACAAGGUUGACGUAAUUCGCAUAGAAGACGUAAUAAUUAUGAAAACGAGGAGAGAAAAUGUAUAGUAUAGUCUGAGGUUUUCUCAUUUCUAGGACUAACGUUGUAUUCAACUUGGAAUGUAAUUAAGCGAAGUAUUUAUCGAAAGAAGUUUUUUCGUUCCUCGUAAGAGAACGUUUCGUUACGUUACAUUAAAAUACAAAAACUAUUCUUUACAAUUUACUGUAACUUGCAAGCAACUUUUCAUACAUACUUGUACUUUCUUCUGUAAAUAUAAAGUCCCGUUAUUUCUAAACUUGUGUACCAUUGCAAUUCUCUUUCUGAUUCUAUUUAUUAUAACAUAAAAUCAAUGCUUAAGUUAUUGGUAAAAUCAAAUUGUUUACUCGUCACCUGCAUUUUUUUUUAACAAAAACGAGUUAUAUUAAUUUAAUAACAGUUUGAUUUCUGUUACAAAUAUUCUGUAAGCUUAAGACAAACGCGUGACAAGCAAUAAACUGAGCAAUAAAUACAGUACGAAUAUAACUUGAAGAAAAUACACAAAACAGAUACUGUUUUUACUAAAGUUCUGAUCAAUCAAUAGCAAAACGGUCGGUACAUUUCAAUCUCGAAAAUUAUUUUAGAUUUGGAGCAAAACUUAUACUAUCAAACGAAUAAAUUUUUCUUGCCAAAACUUACUACAGGUGGAUGAAAUCUGAUAAAAAAUCAGUUUUUCGCCCCACCUCGCCAUUUCGGCUGAACUUCGUGUAUACGUAUGAAUGUAUACAUAUAUAUAUGUGUAUAUAUAUAUAUAUAUAUAUAUAUAUAUAUAUAUAUAUAUAUAUAUAUGUAACGCAUAUACGUACGUAUAUUCUCUUUAGAUACGUAUUAUGAAGAGAUUGAAUUAAAACUACGGCGAAAGGUAGCGUGUAAAAAAUAAAAUCGGCGGAAAAAGACGCGGAGGUAAAAGCUAGAAAAAUUGAAAUUGUUGCUCGCAAAUCAGUCCCCAUUGUUAUACUCAUUGUCAGCAAAACGAUAAUCUGUGCCGAUUUUUCACGGACCUUCCCACGCUCGACAUCGUUUGAGGAAAAAAAAACAUUAACCCCUUCCCCUACUCUAUCGAGUCAGACUCGCGAUGAAGAUUUUGGCCCAAACAUAAAUAUCGCGAGUCUGACUCGCGACCAGAUACUUGGGCUAAACGUAAACAUAAUAAGCCGAGCUCGCGGACUGUUUUUUUGCUCGUUAUCUAUUUAGCGUGCGUCGAUGUCUAUUGCUUGGGUCCGAGUUUCGUCGAACUAAAUGGCACGGGAAGGGGUUAAGGACGUUCAUCGUCCCGCUGCUUUCUUUUCUACUUUCUGCUCGAUUUCUUCUUCCUUCGACGAUAUGAACCGCGAACGAAGUCGAGACGUGAUAUUCUCAACGCGCAUAAGAUAUCUGUUAUUCCGCACGUAUUUUAAACACGAAGAAACAUCGAAGAAUCGUCGCAUAACCCAUGGCCACAUCCUCUUGCUGAAUGGAAUCGAUUAACUUCGUGCUUUACCACUUAACACGUAUUCACACGUGAAAUAGCAGACGAUAAAAGUCUAUACGUUUGACGUGAGCUUGAAGAAUUUUUACUUUCAGAGAUGUAAUUAGAAAACUGACUAAGAACUUACCAUUAGAUUUGAAAUUCGUAUAGAAUUCAUCAUGUCCAAGACGAAGUAAUUGUUAAAACAUUUAAAAGGCGAAACAAUUUUCUUUCACGUUCAACUAUUUUACAUGGGUUCGUAAAAUGAAUUAGCAUAAAUAUUCGCGUCUACAUAUAAGGCAACAAGUUAAUCGACCUCCAUCGAAGCAACGUGAUCACAUAAGGGGUAAAAAGAUCGACGACGAUUAUGAUGCUGAUGGGGUGUUAAAUGCGUGGAGUGGCGGAGUUUCUUUUCUCACGAUUCACUGCCGCGGACUUCAUGGCAGUGUGUAUUAUUCAGAAUUAGGAUAAACGAUUAGCGCGGACACGCAAUGUUCAAGUGCCAAAUUUUUAGCUAUCUCUAGCUCGUAAUUUAUCGCGCCUGUCGAACCCAGCAGACGCUUAAUUAGCGCGCGCGCAAAAGAGAGAGAGAAAGAGAGAAAGAAUGUGUGUGUGUGUGUGUGUGUGUGUGUGCGUGUGCGUGCGCGUGUGCGUGCGCGUGUGCGUGCGUGAAAGAAAGAGAGAGAGAGAGAGAAUCGAGAGUAUUUCACAAAAGAGAGAAAUUAUUCGCAUUGGCGACUGAAGUCGGACGGAUUUGUAUAGAAUAGAUCGAGACUGUUUAAGAGAUUCGUUGUAAAACGAUUAAGGGAUUUAGCGAUGGAGUUUCGAUAUGGCGCAUGCUUCUGUACGCGAGUCGUGUAAUUAUGGAAUGUGCUACGAAUGAUUCGAAGGAUUUUUGAGUAACUGAUAUUGAAAUGUACCUGUUAUUUUUUUUCUAUUUUUGCAAAAAGGUAGAAAUAUUGAAUUCACUUGCGAUUUUUAUUCAAUUCAGUUCUGAUAAUAAUGUCUAUCGAAAGAAGAAAUGUUAUGGAUACAAAAAUAUUAUUGACGUUAUUAUCGAGUCGAAAAAUUGCCGUGCUAUUUUUUAAUUUGAGGAAAGUUCAAUGAUUGCUCGAAUAUCCUUUCGAACGGUCUUAAAGUUACCAUCGAAUUUAUGUAUCUUCCUGAAUUAUUUUGUUGGAAAUUUGACUAGCAAGAUAAACGCUCAAAACGUUCAUGAAUAUGUAUCAUUGUUAAGAAAAAAUCAAUAAUUAACAUAUUUUUACUGCGUUCAAAAGUUCGACUGAAAUUUUUGCAAUCUGUCGUGAUUUUCCGUGUGCGAGAAGUCGCCGAGCGGUACUCUCGAUGUAACGGAUGGAGAAAGGAGGAAAUUAAAAAUAAUAAUAAUAUAUAAAAGAAAAUAAAUAAACUUAAAGAAAACGCGUCACAGCCAACUGAAUUUAAAAUGAAUUUUUACAAAGGGACGUUUGUAGUACGGCCGUAAGAAACAACGUGGACGACAAAGGGUUAAAAGUCAACUUUCGAAUUAAUUUUCGAAUAGGUAACUCUCGUUCCCUUCAUUUCGAAGAACAACAAUAGUCGGCUCAAAAAAAUUCUCACACUCUCUCACUACAAAACGAUUCACCGUUUGUAAAAUCUCCUCUGUUUUCCUUCUUUAAGCGAUCAGAAGUCGAUAACCGAGUCGAAGAAAUGGAAAGAAGAAAUCACAAACAAAAAAAACCACAAGCCGAUAAGGUUCAUGCUUGAAGACAAAUACUAGAAAACGAAAGAAAGGAAGGAGGAAAAAGCGGAAAAAAGAAAGAUAUAAAAAACAAGGAUGAAUAAGUUCUAAAGUCAAAAAAGAAAAAGGGGAAAAUACAAAGAAAAAAAAGGAAGAAUUAAAUGUGUACUAUUAAAAAAUAUAAUCUCUACGCAUAUUUAAAAAGAUACUUGAAUGCUAAACGCCAAAUAUUCGUAAUACACACCGAGGGGAACUAAAUAAAAGCUAAACUAAAUCAAUCAAUAAUCGAGUAACUGAAUAUUAAACGCUAGCCUGUAAUCAAUAGAGACUGUAGUAAUAUUACUUCGAACAGUAAAUUAUAGGGGUGAUUCAAAAGAUAGUUUACUAGAAGUUAGGCUCGAAUUUUUAUCAAGAUCAUUUUCUCUCUAAACUAACAGAAAAAAAGCUAAAUAUGUAAUUAUCUCAGAACAAUCUAUCAAACUUAACGAAGCCAAAAACGAAACGAAAAGAAAAAUAUGAUAAAGGACCGUAGCUGGGGAUGAUUGAUCUUAAUCAAGAAUUUAAAAUCGAACCGAAUAUAAGAAGAAAAACGAUUCAAGUAAGACCGAUGUAUAAAAAGCUUGCCGUUGACAAAACAGCGACACAGACCGCUGAGAUAUGAAUGCACGAGAUCUAUUUCUUCUCUACCUACGCUCUUUUCUUCCCUGAUAAUAUAUUUUAACGAAGGAUCGUCUCUUUAUUGUCCACCGUUACACCAGUCGUCGAAGUCGUUACGAGGUUAAUAGAAAAAAAAGAAAAAAGUUUGUGCGAGUCUAACGAAGGAUAACACAGAAAUAAUAUUUCGAGCCUGUGAAUGCGUGAGAGAGUGAGAAAGUUGGUGAGAAAGGGGGAGAGAAUGAGAAAUAGAAAAAACCAGAGAAUGUAUGAGAGAGAGAGAGAAUGAGAGAAUAUGAGAGGGUGAGAAAAAGGGGAGAGAGAAAAAGAGAGAGAGAGAGUAAACAAGAAAUAAAUGAGAAAUAAAAUUUGCGUUACCCGUGCAAAUAUAUUAUAUAGGAGGAAAAAAGAAAACAAAAUAUUCAAAAAAGGAGAAAGAAAAAGAAAGAGAGAGAGAGAGAAAGGAUGAAAACGAUACUCCCUUUUCCGUAGACCCUGGUGGGACGAUGCAAUUGAACCUCGAUCUCACUUGACUUUUAAUUAUGCCUCGACAACAGCCUGGCCUGAUAAUAGUAAAUUCACAUUGAAGAACAUUAAGUAAGAUAAUAAUAAUAUUAAUAAUAAUAUUAAUAAUAAUAAUAAUGAUAUUAAUACUAAUAAUAAUAAGAGUAAGAAUAAUAAUAACAAUAGUACUAAUACUACUAAUAAUAAAAAAAUUUGUUAUAUUUCUACGCUGGGCUCUUUUUCGAGGCAGAAACGUUGAUCGAUAUGAAAAUCCCUGUUAACUGGUGAGCACAUAAUCGCCGCAUUGUAAUAUUAUUAACAUUAUUACGUUAUUAUGAAAUUGUUGAAAUAAAUGAAAUGAAUAUA
Molecule: messenger RNA, 17338 nt
Organism: Bombus terrestris (buff-tailed bumblebee)
Lineage: Eukaryota; Metazoa; Arthropoda; Insecta; Hymenoptera; Apidae
Product: neuronal acetylcholine receptor subunit alpha-7
Exons: 12
Coding region: 981-2681 (566 amino acids)
Biological process (GO): regulation of membrane potential; monoatomic ion transmembrane transport; nervous system process
Cellular component (GO): neuron projection; synapse; postsynaptic membrane
Molecular function (GO): acetylcholine-gated monoatomic cation-selective channel activity; transmembrane signaling receptor activity
Source: RefSeq, a predicted model, not a curated record